CUUUUCGUAUCAAACAGGUCAAACGCUAGUCAACUGGUUACAUUAUACCUUGACUCUAAACCAAUCACAGUUCUCUGUCAGAUGGGGGAUUUCGGAUGCGGAGAUGGAGGAUGGACGCCUGUAAUAAAGACUGACGGCAACAAGGUAGGCCUCUUUUGGCGGAAUAUUUUAAGCGGGGUUUUCUUGCGGCGAUGAAGCGCGAGGAAGACAUUUUCAGUAGCGUCGAAACUACGAUAGAAUCUCUUAACAACUCGCCCAUAUUCUUCUCGCGGCCUCUGCUUGCGGAAAUUCCUUUGGCAUGAGUGCUACAGUACCCUAAUAUCUAAAAAUGCGACAAAUUGCUAAUUAACCCGCUUGCAAAUAGGGUACAGAUUGUUGGCUUUUACGCUAACUUUAUUACUGAUUUCAAGAGGUCCUGCCUUUGGUGAUGCAUCGUGUUAUUUAUGUUUAAGGAUAAAUUAAAUCCUCUUAAUUCUUUUUAGGCAACGUUUGACUAUCACUCUCACUACUAGAGUGAUAAAAAACAAUACAACAUCCUUGGCGGGAGGACUGGGUUUGACUCACAGGAGACCAAGUUACCGACCUAUUGGAACACACCUUUCUCCAAGAUCUGUCUCGGUAUGAAGAUAAGUGGACAACUCAGGUUUAUUGUCCUUAACAAGGAGGCCAACUCUCUGCUCUCACUGAUUGCUGAUGGGAUAUGGCGCGCUUCUUCACUGGGUCGUAACAAGUGGAAGAAGUUGAUUGGUGCACAGGGCUCUUUGCAACUGAACUGUAACAAGGAAGGCUUCAAUGCUGUGGGUACUUCAAGUCGUCAUUCUAAAGCAAGAAUUGGUUAUAUAGCUAACGAGCAGCACGAUUGUCGCUCUUGUGACUCCAGAAUUGGGUUUGGUACCGGAGGACAUCCUAAUAACUCCAAUACGUGUGGAAACGCAGCACUUCAUUCCUCAGAUAAUGGUGACAGAGACAUUAGAGCUAUGGGAUAUAUCUUGGUGCAGUAA
This is a messenger RNA of Pocillopora meandrina, 1001 nucleotides long. The record is from the annotation of a GenBank genome assembly. NCBI's taxonomy places the organism in Eukaryota, Metazoa, Cnidaria, Anthozoa, Scleractinia, Pocilloporidae.